AUGCGCUUCUCAGCUUUCGCCCUCCUCUCGCUGGUCUCGGUUGCCUUUGCUGGUAACUGCGGACCUCAGAAUGGAAACGCCAAGUGCGCUGCCAACGAGUGCUGCUCCCAGUACGGCUGGUGCGGAACCACACCCGCCCACUGCGACGCAAAGAACUGCAUGCACCCCUUCUCCGGCGCCUCCUCAUCCUGCAAGCCCACCCCAACCACGAUGAAGACCUCCGCGACCAAGCAAGCCACCUCGCCCGCAACCACCUUCCCCACCGCCGUCCCCGAGAUCGACGUCUGCGGCCACGCCCAAGGCGGCGUCACCUGCCCCGGCGCCGGCGCAAACGGCUUCUUCUACCGCUGCUGCUCGUCCGCCGGCCACUGCGGCCCCAAGAACGAUAUCCAGGACCAGAACCUGUACUGCGGCGACGGCUGCCAGGCCGGCUUCGGAAAGUGCGACAACCAGAAGGCGCCUGCUGAGCCCACUGCGCCCAAGGGUACUUCGGGUGAGGGAGAGACGUGCGGUCCUAUUGUUAACAAGAAGUGUGGUAACAACCUCUGCUGCUCUGGUUCCAACUUCUGCGGUUCUGGCGAGGACUUCUGCGGAAAGGCCAACUGGUGCCAGAGCAAGUGGGGAAGGUGCAACUAA
Molecule: messenger RNA, 636 nt
Organism: Alternaria ethzedia
Lineage: Eukaryota; Fungi; Ascomycota; Dothideomycetes; Pleosporales; Pleosporaceae
Exons: 2
Coding region: 1-636 (211 amino acids)
Molecular function (GO): chitin binding
Source: RefSeq, a predicted model, not a curated record